This is a messenger RNA of Fonsecaea nubica, 2511 nucleotides long. RefSeq lists its product as hypothetical. Gene Ontology annotation, biological process: regulation of DNA-templated transcription; chromatin organization. The transcript is spliced from 2 exons. The coding region runs from base 1 to 2511 and encodes 836 amino acids. Lineage: Eukaryota; Fungi; Ascomycota; Eurotiomycetes; Chaetothyriales; Herpotrichiellaceae. The record is from RefSeq and is a predicted model, not a curated record. Gene Ontology annotation, molecular function: zinc ion binding; DNA-binding transcription factor activity, RNA polymerase II-specific. Gene Ontology annotation, cellular component: NuA4 histone acetyltransferase complex; Rpd3S complex; nucleus.
AUGGCUCCACAGUCCAACGACAAUAAACCACUGUUCCAGAAGGAUGAGAAGGCGCUCUGCUUCCACGGAGAGGUGCUGUAUGAUGCCAAAAUCACAGACGUGAAGAGAACAGAUCCCAAGGAGACGAAAUCCCCCUUUCACUACAAGGUUCAUUACAAAGGCUGGAAGAACACCUGGGACGAUUGGGUUCCCCAAGAUCGUCUUCGGAAACCAACAGAAGAUAACCGAGAGUUGGCAGCGAACCUGCGCCAUCAGGCUACGCUCAAAGCCAAUCCCAAGAUGGCCAGCAAAACCCGCCGAGGUCAAGGGUCAGAGAUUGGAUCUGGCAGAGGGUCCGAGGAGCGCACAUCUUCUGUCCCUGCUGCCGGUGGUAGGGGAUCCAAGCGUGCAAGAGACAAUGAUCUGGAAAAGGUUGGUGGUGAUUCCCCGUCCCACAAGCGUACCCGUACCCGUGUGAAUGAUGCCCGUGAUUCCCGUCACAAUGAAUACCCCCAUAUCGAUAUGAUGUCCUGGGUUACUGGAUUGCCCGACGACGAGCCUGCCCGGGAGUAUGCGUCGAGCUUGAAGCAGGUUCCCCCACCAAACUUGGAUGUCCAGGUUCCCAUUGAAGCCCAAUCUAUCACCACUACUAUUUGCCUGGUUGACAGUGAAACCCUGGACCAAUCAACAACCAUGGAAAAUUUGCGACAGCGACAAAAGGAAUCGAGAGACCGGCACCAUCGUCCUGAUAUGCCUGAAAAACCCGCACCUGGGGCCAAGAAGGCUUCAAAAAAGAAUAAGACACAACCGUCAGCGAAUACGUCCACGUCAAGUGAGUCUGAUACAGAGUCGUCUGAAGAUGAAAGUUCCAGUAUCGACGAUGCAUCAAGCGGUUUGUCAGAGAAAUCAUCACCAGAGCCUGACGCUGUUACACCCUGCAUAAAAGAUACAAAAGUUGUCAGUGGCAGAGGAAAGAUCAAUGUCGGAAAGAAGUCUGAUGUGGGAAAAGAACGACCAAGGGACUCAUCAUCCUCCGAAUGUAGUCCUCUUUCCUCAGUCAGCUCUGACAUCGUGAAUGACCAAGAAGACGAACUGCUCUUCGACACAGAGUCGGAAGACAAGUGUGCGGUCACUGAGGACAACAAUAAGAAAAGUGACAAAAGUGAGGUCACUUCAGUCAGGAGGAGCGUUAGGACCGCAGCGGCAGUUUCUACCGCCAAGUCCAAGUCCAUGAUCAAGUCCAUGUCCACAGCCAUUCCUAAGGGAAACAACGAAACCCGUGUUGCAGAAUCACGGUCUUCCGUGAUCCCAAGGACAGCAAAGCCCACCAACACGAGACCAGAACCCUCCAGAGGGCUCCGGAAUUCUAGGAGCAGCAUGGCGUCCCCCCGACCUCAACAGGCAUUGCGUCCUUGGAAGAUCAAAGACACCACGAACUACACAUCUGCAGACGUGGAUCGCCUCCUUGCACUGGCCGCACCCAAGGAUGAGCCCGAAUUCUUCAGCCAGAGUUCGCUCAGAGAACAUCCGAAGAUGCCAAAGCUGGCACUGAUCGGUGGAACCUCGUACCUCGAAAAGCACGUCAUCGACGAGGAGCUCAGAGACGCGCGCAAGAGAGGAAAGCAGUACAAGCUGGGAUCCCGUGGACCAAAACAGCAACUGCCAAAGCAGUUCGAAGAGCUCCCAUCCGACAUCGAUAGCGAUGGUGAAGAUCACGGGGCUGCCCCUGCAACCAGUGCCCCUGGAGAACCUUUUGAGGUUGAUCCUCCCGGAUCAAACACGCCACUCGAUGCUCUCAAGUUCCCUUAUCGUCUCAUCGAGAAAUUGAACCGUGAUGGAGAUAAAUUCCCUCCAGGGUGGACCGAGGAAAAUCUCAGAUCCAUCCCCAACAGAUGUCUCGUCUGGGCACGUGAAGAACUCCUGGUCAAAAUGCCAUAUAGUGUGCUUGAGAAUCGCCCCCCCUGGGUUCUAAAGGAAGUGCCUGACAACGCACCCUUCUGGGACCAAUUCGAGUGGGAGAACGAGGCGAAUAUCAUAAAUGCCUUCGUUGCGAAAGUCAAGAGACCGCCCGUUGACGACCACCGUCUACGCACCCUUGCCGCCGUGGCUGCCGACCGUGCCUUUGAAGCUGCAACGCAGGCAAGCCGGUCUGCUGACUCCAUCGGCUGUGAUGCCUCUGAAGCUGCCGCGCAAACAACUAGAUCGACUGACACGGUUUUCCUCGACAACUCCAGCAAAAAGGCGUGCAAAAAGUGCAUCAAACUUGGUGUGACGUGCGAUGGGGUGAAGCCGAUCUGCAAUAACUGCAACUUGCAGGGCCGUGAAUGCGACUUUUCAUUCCCGGAGCCCGAGGAUUCCUGUAUGCGACAUGGCAGCAUUCCAGAUCGACAACAGGAGUCUCCGAGCUUGAGUGCCAACAACGUGGAAGGUGCCUUGCGUGCCCGGCUCCCUGCUAACCGACCCAUCACUGGCCUUGAUAUUCUCGCUUUCGCCGCAGAAGUGGUUGAAUCUGGGACAGCUCCUUGCAUUUGA